This is a messenger RNA of Sarcophilus harrisii (Tasmanian devil), 1162 nucleotides long. RefSeq names its product alpha-N-acetylgalactosaminidase (gene NAGA). Bases 1 to 843 code for a protein of 280 amino acids. NCBI's taxonomy places the organism in Eukaryota, Metazoa, Chordata, Mammalia, Dasyuromorphia, Dasyuridae. The transcript has 5 exons. Gene Ontology annotation, molecular function: alpha-galactosidase activity. Gene Ontology annotation, biological process: oligosaccharide metabolic process; glycoside catabolic process; glycosylceramide catabolic process. Gene Ontology annotation, cellular component: cytoplasm. The record is from RefSeq and is a predicted model, not a curated record.
AUGCUGGCUGGACGGCUGGAGUCCUGGGGGGGGGGGGGGGGGGGGGGGGGAAGGGCUGGCCUCCCUUUGGGGGCUCCCCCGGCCGUGCCAGUCCCCGUUCUUGGAACUUCCGUGACAGGGGGUGUUUGUCCCCUUGCAGGGUACCCUGAUAUGGCCAGAGCCCUGAAUGCCACGGGCCGCCCCAUCGCCUACUCCUGCAGCUGGCCAGCCUACGACGACGGUCUCCCCCCUAAGGUGGGUCUUCCCUUCCCCGUCCGGCCCUCAGCAGAGGGGGACCAGGGAGGCCCCUGGGAUUUGGGGCAAACGCGAAAGGUGAAACACACCCUCCGUAAAAUCUGCAACCUGUGGGCAACUUUUGACAUCAGGACCGUGGGAGGCGUCUCUCCGUGGUGGACGGUACGGACCCAGGAUGUGCUGCAGUCGUGGGGCCUGGCCACGGGCACCGGACAUGGAAAGGGCGUGGAAGGGGCCGGGCCCCUGAGGGCACUGGCUCAAUUAAGUUCCCAGGACCCCUUGGGCAUCCAGGGGCGCAGGGUCCUCACGACCAAACAAAAGAUUGAUGUCUUCCUGCGCCCACUGUCCAAGAAGGCCAAAGCCAUCGUCUUCUUCAGCCGCAGGGUAGACAUGCCAUAUCACUUCCGGACCUCCCUCCGGGCCCUGAACUUCACCGACUCUGUGUUGUAUGAGGCUGAGGAUGUCUAUACUGGGGGCAUCAUCAGCGGGCUCACGGUAGACACCAACAUCACUGUGGUCAUCAACCCGUCGGGCGUGGUCAUGUGGUUCCUGUACCCCAUCAUGGACCUGGAGAACCCCAUGGUCGGAAAGAAGCGCCCCUGGUUGUGAGACUUCACUGGAUUCCAACUUACAGCCUCAACUGCCCGGACGCGGGAAGGGGGCGACCGCCCACCGCGCCGCCACGGCUUGGCUGGGCCCGAACACGCUUGGGCGCCUGUCUCCGCUCCCUGCCCCGCCAUCCUGUCCGGGUCCGAAUGCUGGGCCCGGCUCCCGCGGCAACUGGUGAUUCAGAAGCCUGACUGAUUCGUGCGUGUCUGCCUCCCUUCUAGGCAGAGGGCGGCGCGGAGGGCGCGGGGGGCGGCUCUCCAGGCUCUGCCCCUGCCCCUCUGGCUGCCCUGGACCCUAAUAAAGCUGCUCUUUAACCAGA